AAUUCGCCCUCUUCUGUGUGGUAUCGGUCGUGGCCGUGGCCGCCGCGGCCGUAUCCGUCAUCUUCUCGAUAUCGUCGAUCUCUGUUAGCGAGACCGCAGACGACAGCUUGCUACGUUUGCCACCAACAAAGUUAAGCACCGCCGUGUGCUCGGCGGUUGUCCUCUUCACCUGCUGUGCUGUGCCCAGAACCUGGGUACCUCCGAGUCUAGACAUAUGCGCGCAUCACACGGCCGCUGGCCCUCGGCAUCGAUGGUUUAAAGUCACUCGUUUAUUUGUCGUUCCUCCGUGAAGCACUUCAAAGCUAAAUAAACGAAAUAUCGUAUCUUACACUUCCCACUUCUCGCACGCGCGGUAGUUUUCUUUCUUUUUUCCUUUUCCUUUUUUUCUUCUUUUUUUUUUUUUUUCUAAUCAGGUACCUUUUCGAUACAACUUUCGAGAAAAAGAAAGAAAAAGAGAAAGAGAAAGAGACAGAGAAAGAGAGCGGAAAAGCUCUUAUUUAUCCCCCGAUAUGGACGUACUCUACAUGCAUAUAUGUGACGGAUCUCCCGAGAGACAAUUGCCUACCGACGAGAGACGUCUCGACUGCGCGUGCGCGUCGAUAUUGCGAUAUUAACGUUACUCUUUUCGUUAUUAUUUCGCUGAUUUUUCAAACGUAAUUCAAUUUUCGUUUUGUUCAAAAAACAAAUUUCUCCCCUACGAAUUUAUUCAUUUGUUCCUCCUUCGUUUAUUAUAUUCACAAUUUUUCUUUAGCUAUUUUUAUUUUUUCUCUCUUUUUUUUCCUUUUUCUUGCCUUUUUCAAUCCCUUAACUCGAAAAUGUAUCAUCAAUGUCUUCGAACUUAUUAUUUUGCAAAUGUCAAAAGAUGAAUGUCGAUGAUCAUCGACAUGAGAAAAUGUUCGCGAUUAUACAAAGUUUGAUCAUCUUUUAUCGUCCUAAUUCAAUGUAUCAUGAACAAGGAUUUUAAGUGAGCAUAACGUUUCUAUGACGUUAUACAUACCCCAUAUAAUAAUGAUGUAUCACAAUGACACAAUGUUAUUUAAGUUUUUAACGAAUUCGAAAUGAAUUAAAAAUAAAUCUAUUGAGAUCGAAUGCACAUAAAACUAGCGACUUUUUAAGAAGUUGAAAUCACUUUGUAACGAAACGAUGAUAAUUGUCACUUUUAUUGACGAGUUAACAUACUUUCUACAUCGUUCAUAAAUUUAUGUACACCUUGUGAUUUGUGUGAUUGAAAAUAGAGCUUUGAAUAACGAAGAAUGCCUCCAAAGAAGAACGCCGGCGGUAAAGCUGGUAAAUCCAAAGGUUCGGAAGAAAGUGGAAAAGGAGAAAAAGCAGAAAAAAAAGGUGGAACUACUGUAAAAGUUAGGCACAUAUUAUGUGAAAAACAAUCCAAGAUAUUAGAAGCUAUGGAAAAGUUAAAAGCUGGACAAAAAUUUAAUGAAGUGGCAGCAACAUAUAGUGAAGAUAAAGCACGAUCUGGGGGGGAUCUUGGAUGGAUGACACGUGGUUCGAUGGUUGGUCCAUUUCAAGAAGCAGCUUUUGCAUUGCCCAUUUCUAAUUUAAGUUCUCCCAUUUAUACGGACCCACCAGUUAAAACGAAGUUUGGUUAUCAUAUAAUAAUGGUAGAAGGUAAAAAGUAAUCUUAUAGCAGUAAGAUUUCAUUUAUAUUCAUUUGAUUGUUAAUAUACAAUAUUAUUAAAAGUUUUUUUUACAUAGUA
Molecule: messenger RNA, 1715 nt
Organism: Vespa velutina
Lineage: Eukaryota; Metazoa; Arthropoda; Insecta; Hymenoptera; Vespidae
Product: peptidyl-prolyl cis-trans isomerase NIMA-interacting 4
Exons: 4
Coding region: 1254-1637 (127 amino acids)
Biological process (GO): rRNA processing
Molecular function (GO): DNA binding; peptidyl-prolyl cis-trans isomerase activity
Source: RefSeq, a predicted model, not a curated record